UUUUUUGCCUAUUUGCCGCCUUCUGCAAGCAAAACUUUCUUCUGCUGGGAAAUAUUGGCGGACUCAAAGAGUAAAAAAAAAAAAAGCAGUACAAAUUCGAUAUCAUCAAAUUAGAAAAACGGUGGAACAACGAAAAGCCAAAAAUUACCAGCGGGUUUUGAUUUUGACGGAAACCCUUCUGCUCAUUCUGAUCAUCCUAAUGCUGAGUCGCCGUCGUUAAAAAAUCGAAUCAAAGUCAGUUGCAACUCGUCAUCGUCAAAUCUGUCAUGGAUGUUAACCAUCAUCAACAACGAUCCCCACUCAGCCGUGUUGCAGAAGAGAUGCGCCAAAUUGCCGUCCGUGCACUUUUGGCUGUAGAAGAUGAAGCCAGACAAAUCGUAAACGCUGCCAAAUCCGGAAGAGCAGCUAAACUUCUACAAGCCAGGCAGGAGGCUGAAAUCGAGGUAGCUGGUUUUCGGGCUGAAAUGGAGCUUGAGUUUCUGAAGCUUGUUACAAUGAGUUCUGAAGAUUCAGCGGCCAACUUUGAACGCCUGGAACAAGAUGCUGAGACAAAGAUCUAUAACCUGAAAUCGGUGGCUGUGAAAGUGCAUGAUGAUGUUGCUUCAAGGCUUCUUCAAUGUGUAGUGACCGUCAGAGUUUAAGCUUCUAAUCUGAUUUUAACACUGAUACAGUACAUUAUGGCUUUACAAUGAUACUUUUGAUAGACUAAUCUUCUGAUGCUAGCAGAAUUUGAGCCUCUGCUCUUGGUUCUGUUAUAUCUGUGGCAGAUACACAAGUUUGUUUGCACCCUACUACACUUUGUUGUGACUUAUGAGAUUUUGCCAGGUAUUGACUGUUUCUAAUGUAUGAAACCUUCUUUCCGGGGACAAAUGAGUAAUUGACAAGAAAAACUUUCAUCCUAGAAUAGCAGAGUCUGCUAAUUAACUUAGCAGCAAAGAGUGCAAGAGUGUUAAGAUUAGAGCACUACCUAACAAAACAGUUAGGCACAAAAAAGGGGUAGGAGCUGGUGUUGCUGCAUAAAAUGAUGGAUCUUGCUGGCUCGCUUUGAACUUGUAAGGAGUCAAACAUAUUUAACAUCCAAUAUGCUAGUGUAAGAUUGAGGAAACGACAUCUAUUGGAUGUAGAGUUUCAGUGUUUUCUCUAAUCCUUAGUCCUUACAAUUCUAUAUCAUGUGAAUGUGAUGCUGAUUGGUUCAUCGGGCGAUAAAAGGUACGGAAGACCGCGACAGAAACCGGGCAGAAAGUUAACUACCAGAUUUUAUGCGCUAUAAACGCAAAUAUUGGUGGGGUGUUCUUUUGUGGCCAAAACAGCAGAGUUAAUUCAUAACUUCAAUUAAUGUUGUUGUUAGGCUAAGAUCCCACAAUCCAUUUGUAAAGUAAUCGAAUGGGAUGACAAUGUGUUAGGGCUGUCUUUUAAGUGUGAAUGCCUGGCUUAUGUUUGGCAAUCAGAAUUCAAUUAUUGUAUAACAAACUUUGUAUAGAGGACAGGACAAACUCUUUAAUAUCACCAAUCUCCAUAAGAUAUCUUGUUCCUUUGUCCGCUUCCUUAAUUC
Oldenlandia corymbosa var. corymbosa is the source of this 1552-nucleotide messenger RNA. The record is from the annotation of a GenBank genome assembly. NCBI's taxonomy places the organism in Eukaryota, Viridiplantae, Streptophyta, Magnoliopsida, Gentianales, Rubiaceae.